CUUGGUUUACAAAUCUCUACACAAGCUCACCGCAGCCUGCGAUUGGACACCAGGCCAAAAGGGGACGGUCCUUUCAGGUCAUUUCAUCCCGGCACUACAAUGUGAUUGGUUAUUUCAACCUGUCCUUCAGAUAGAAGAGGGGUGGGGGGGGGAGCAAAAUACAGAAAACCCCGCCCAUUUCAUCAGGGUUGGCUGCAGCAAAACUAAGCAGAGUAAAUCCCAUCCUGCACAAAUCCAGCUGCUCGAGCAGAAUCCGCAGGAGGAGGAGAGGGUCGGACAUGGGGAGAAAUCAGCGCUGGCCCGUCUGAGACACAACACCGAUAUUGUUUUGUUUUUUUUUAAUUUAUAAAAGGAGGGGGAAAAUACCGAGAGGCCUUAAGGGAAAAAAAAGAAAAGGAUAACAAAAUCAUUCCUGUGCACAGAGACACACACAAAAAAAGAAGCAUUAUAUACAUCAAUGGACUGAAUGAAGACUGCCUACAACGCCUAUCGAUGCCUGGCCAAGGAGGAUCUGGAUGCUUUCGCCAUGAACCCGGAGAUGACAAUGGAUGGCAUGGGCGGCCUGCACGGCGCGCUGAGCGCGAGCGGCCAUGAGCACGAGCUGAUGAGCGGCCACAGCCCGCAUCACGCACGCAGCAGCAACACCACCACUUCCACGUCGUCGUCGUCGUCGUUGCGGAUACACCAGGACCUGGCGUCGCGCUCGGCCAUGGUGUCCGGCAUGGCGACCAUCCUGGAGGGCACGGGAGAGUACCGAGCCGAGCUGUCUCUGCCGCUCCAUCACGGGAUGAGCAUGAGCGUGCCCUGCGACACGUCACCUCCCGGCAUGGGAAUGAGCGGCACCUAUACCACGCUCACCCCUUUGCAACCUUUGCCGCCCAUUUCCACGGUAUCGGACAAGUUCCACCAUCCUCACCAUCACCACCACCAUCAUCACCACCAUCAUCACCACCAGCGGCUCUCGGGCAACGUGAGCGGGAGUUUCACGCUGAUGCGGGACGACCGUGCUCUACCGGGUAUGAACAACCUCUACAGCGCGUACCAUAAGGACAUGAGCGCCGUAGCGCCGAGCCUGAGUCCGCUCGGUAACGGCUUAGGUUCGGUGCACGGCGCGCAGCAGAGCCUACACGGCUACGGCGGCAACACCGGCGGCGGCCACGAUAAGAUGCUGGGCUCCAACUUUGACGCGCACGCAGCCAUGCUGGCCCGUGGGGACCAGCAGCACCUGUCCCGAGGCCUCGGCGGACCCGUGGCGAGCAUGAUGCCGCCACAUCUAAACGGCAUGCACCCCGGCGCCGCGGUGCAUCACCCACACCCUCAUGCGCCCGUGCUGGCGGCGUCCGGCCGGGACAGGCCACCCUCCUCCUCUUCCUCCUCCUCCUCCUCCGGUAACGGCGGCGCGGGGGCGCAGCACCAUCAGCAGCAGCACCAGCAGCAGCUCGAGGAGAUCAACACCAAGGAAGUGGCGCAGCGCAUCACCGCCGAGCUGAAGCGCUAUAGCAUCCCGCAGGCCAUCUUCGCUCAGCGCGUGUUGUGCCGCUCGCAAGGCACUUUGUCCGACCUGCUGCGCAACCCCAAGCCGUGGAGUAAACUUAAAUCGGGCCGGGAGACCUUCCGUCGCAUGUGGAAGUGGCUGCAGGAGCCCGAGUUUCAGAGGAUGUCCGCGCUAAGGCUUGCAGAAGCAUGCAAAAGAAAAGAGCAAGACUCCGGCAAGGAGAGGAGCAAUACACCAAAGAAAUCGCGCCUGGUUUUCACAGACCUUCAGCGGCGAACGCUAUUGGCCAUCUUCAAAGAGAACAAGCGCCCGUCCAAAGAGAUGCAGCUCACCAUUUCACAGCAGCUGGGACUGGAACUGAGCACUGUUAGCAACUUCUUCAUGAACGCGCGCAGACGGAGUCUGGACAAAUGGAUGGACGAAGGCAGUCCCGGCGGAGCCUCAUCCGCUUCCAGCACUUGUACCAAAGUCUGAUUAUUAUUAUUUUUAUUUUUAUUUUUUUUGAAAAGCUGGGGGUGGGGGUGGGUGAGGCAAAAGAUGUGGGAGUUUGUGGAUUGGGGUUUGUGCACCAGACCAAAAAAGUUAUCCAAAGAAGAAAAAACAAUGGGGUGGAUGCGAGGAAGGGAGCGGGGCUGCUUACCGCUAAGCGUAGCAAAUAUUCAUCAUCAUCAUCAUCAUCAUCAUCAUAAGAAUCGAAUGGCGCUAGGUUUCAACAAUUUCCGAAAUUGCUUCGUCUUAAAUAUUUAAUCAAAACCUCGAAACUGUUAAACGUCAAAAUAGUCAUUCCAGACGGAAUUUUCCAGAGUGCAUGCCUGAAAUCAAAGCAGAUCCCUUUCAUGUAAGCGUCCUUUUCAGCCAUGCAUUCGGAAGCUUUUUUUUUCAAAAUCCAAGCUGCCUAGACAAAACACUGAAUUCAGCAGAAAACGGCGAACGAUGCGUGCAUUAGCAAUGCCAAAAAAAUAUUUAAAAAUCCAUGCUAUUGUAGCAUCUUAAAUAAACAUCCGGAUAGUCAUGGUCCUGCUGACAGGUGGAGAAAUUUCCCUGGUCGAUUUUACACUGUCUGCCUAUUGGCAGGGAUGCAAGCACAAAUCUAUCAUAGUUAAGUAAUGGCAACAUUCAGGAAAAACACAACCGCCCAUGUAAACACACACACACAUCAUACAGAGACUGCUAUGAUUUUGUUAAGUGGUCAGCCAGGUCGUACAUGAGCACAAAUGUAAAGCACAUUUCAUUUGCAAUAGAAGAAAAAUAGAAUAAAAAGGGGGUUGGACCAUCAAGAUUGUUCUUCAAUCAUUAGAAAAACUCAGGACGCCGUUUUUAUGAUGCGACUGAAGAACGUCCAUUAACCCUUCGUAACCCUUCGUAACACUUCCAUUACGUCAUGACGGUCAAAUCAUAUGAUUAUUUAACCCGUACUUUCACCAACUAUGGCAGCUUCAUUCGAUUAUUUCCAUUAUACGCAACACUCUCGAAGGAGCUCCAUGAAAGUGAACUGGCGUUGGCAAUCAGGGCCUUUCUAAUAGAAUAAGAGGACAAUCUUCUACACCAAUGCCUGUCAGUUUCUUUCAAAGCUUCCUGGGAAAAGGAUCGAUGCCGAGACCGACAGGUCGAUCGACGUGUUUCCAAAAACGCAGAACACAAAUCUCGCCCGCCAGCGCAAAAACAUUUUCACACGAAGAAGUUUAGCUAAACGACUUAAACGUCCAACCGUCGCCAUUUCAGUCCAUCGUUCACCGCGUCAUCGAGUCGCUUUUUUGUUUUAGGAGAAAAGCAGCCAGUACGCAGCCCCGUUCCCAGCUCCAAAAGCAGGCCAAAGGCUUUAUGGAUCAUUCAAAACGGACACUUAAAAGACUUUUUCUAUUUAUUACUGACAAAUCGAAACCAAAGAAACUUUUUUUCUGCACCUAACUGUUCUACAAAUGAGAAAAAACCAAAAAAACUGUUCGAAAGAUGACUAAGAAACCCCCCCCCCCCCCCAAAAAAAAAAAAAAAAAAACCCACACCAAAAAAAACCCCACAAAACGGAACAGCGACGAACAAACACAUGAUCAAGAAUGAAAAGAAGACGAAGACAACAGGGACGACGCGGAGAACGAUGAAGAGAACUUUGUUCUUUGUUUGAGACUAAGGGGGAAAAAAAACGGGAAGCAGAACAAGUUUCGGAAACCAUCCGUGGCAGAAAACAGCCACUCCCUAAGGCAGAAAAAAAUGUGUCUCUCUCUCUCGCUAUCUUAAACAAAUAAGUUGAAGAUUGUCUUUAACGUGUGCCUAUGCAGUUUUUCACCAAAAAAAUGGGAAAAAAAGAACAACAAGAACCUCAUCAGCUACAAUACCAAAGAUUCCUAAUUUACACCCAACGGCAGUUCCCUGGUCUUGUUCCUCUUCCCUUUUGGUUCCAAUGCUACAUGCAUGGAGAACGUACAUGUUCACUUCGUGUGUGUGCGCGUGCGUGCGUGUGUAUGUGUGUGUGUGUGUGUGUGUGUGUGUGUGUUGUGGGUUCAAUCAUGGGAGCUCUAGGAAUUCGGUCUUUCACACUCAUCCAUACAGAUUAAUCCAAGAUGUAGGGUCAAUGAAACAAUCAUUAAACUUCAGCAUACACCAACACCAAAGCAGCGAAGAAUACGAGAUCAAUGUUUACUAAAGAUCACACUAUAAAACGAUUAACCACCAAUUUUUACACUCAUAUGUGGUAGGAUUGUAAAAAAAAAUGAAUAAAUAAAAAAGAUUGAUCAUUGAUCAAUGUACAAUAAUUAGUUGUACAGGGCAAAUGAGUUUCCCAAAAGCAUCGCAGCACAAAGAUUAUCUCUAAAUGGUUGAGCGAGCAUCACAUUGAACACGCUCUCUCUCUUUGCCGGUUAUGAUCAACUUUUACGAUGCCUUUGUGAAACUGGAUCCUGGGUCCUAGUACCUCCCAGUUAACGGAAAACUCCACCCUGAACGACUUCCAUAUUAAUCCGUAGUUCAAUUCCGAGUUUAGUUUAAACUUCUUUCAUCAACAUUCAGGUCUUAAAACAGCACCGAAUUAGCGAAUUAGCACCAGAAUCACUAAGCACAUCAAUAUGAAUAUAUUUAAUGUGUUUCAGGGUGGAGUUUUCCUUUAAUAUCACAAUUUUCAUCCACUGAUAUAUACUAUUUGAUACAAGCGACCGAAUCUGAGCUCCCAUGUUUGCCCGAAAGCCGUGAUCAGGUGAUCCGAGUCAAACCCACACCCAGAAACUCCAUCGAUGUCUACACGCGCUCGCGUGAAAGCCAACAUUUACCAACGACAUAACUGAUACCGGUUCAUCAUUUCCGAGGAAACUGCUGAAAUAUCGGUCGAAUAGCUUUAUCUUUUCAUUUCUUUCUCUCUUUAAAGCUUCGAGUCCAAAGAUGGCUCCAGUGGUUGCAACCUCUUAAUGACCUUUGGCAUGUAGAGGUCGCGCCGGAGUCCACUUCCACUUUCACCUCAGCCAGGUCUGUAGAAACAACCUUGGGUACGGAAUCCAACCAAAAAAGAGCUUUACGUUUGUUGCUUGUCUUUAGUACUUAAUUGUUCGCCAAUGCCUACAGUAUGUAUGAUAGUUUCCUAGGUGUUUUUUUUUUUUUUGCAAUAUGUGAUUAUUUAUGUAAUUUAUAUUUGUUAUAAUUGAACUUAAUUUAAAAUUGCCAAAAAAUUUCCCUUGGAAACCCUUUCCCCUUGAGUAGCUUGCCAAAGUUUACAUUCUGGUUUUGUUUUGUUUUUUUUCUUUGAGUGUCUGACACUGUCGAACGUAUUUAUUUAUGCCAAAAUGUGCUAGUACAUGUGCAUAGCUUUGUUUUUGUUUAAUUAUUUAAUGUUAUUUAAUUAGCUUUAAUUGUUUGGAUUAAUAUUUAUGGCUCUUUUGAGAAUUUUAGCGCAUCGAAGAUGCAGUGCUUGCGUCCUCCUUUGUUAAUUUAUUUUUAGUUUGCUUUACUUUAAAAAAUAUAAAAAGCAAUGUAUUUAAUUUUAUUUUAUUUUUACAUAGAUUCUAAUGACAAUGUUCCAAAAUGUAGUAGCUGCCAGAUUUUUAGCAAAUGUAAUUUAAUUUUGCCCCGUUUUUUUUUUUUUGUUGAUUUCCCUCCGAAAUGAAAACAAUCUGUUAUUGACGAAUAUUUUCCGAAUGAGCACUGUAUCUCGCCAUCUGUGACUGAUUAACUGUCAUCUUCGCAUCCCGCCAUGACGGACAAGCAGUUCGUUUUCAGCCUGACCUUACUGACGCGGAUUGGACAGGGCAACACGUUAACGGAGAUCAACGUAGAACUCACCAAAGAUUUUUAAGAAAAAAGAAAACAAACAAACAAAACCACGGACGCUGAGAGACCGUUUGUUCAUUGCUUCACUCGUAGAAGGAUAACAGAGGAUUCCCUUAAACACUAGCUGCUUCCAAGACUGACUCGUGUGCGUGUACAAAAAGUCUUUCUAUUUCUAUAGUGAGAACCAAAGAGGCUACCUCACUGAAUUUUCCAUUUGUAAUUUUAAUCGUGUUGAUGAAACCAAAGAUACCAAAGAUUUUUUUCCUCCCUCUAGUACGGUCUGCGCUUGACUCCAUGCUGUUCACUUUGAUAAAUCUCACCCUCUCUAUUCUGAAAACCGUCCCCAAACCCCCCAAAUUACCCCCUAACUACACCUUCUCUAAGCUCAUUACAGUGUGUUUCAGGAUGUCCCUCACUGGUCAGAGAUCCUAAAACCAAAGCUAAUAACCAAAAAUCACAGUCAGGCUGGAGGUUUUGCACAGUUUAACCAGUAUGUGUUAACAUUAACGUUGUUCUUUGUGCGAAAAGAUCGUGUUUUUAUUCGUAUCGUUACAGUAUUAUUUCAACUUGGUAAGAAUUUGCGAGAAGCCAGCUUUCUAGACGGCCUAAUAAAUUGAAUAAAAAUACCAAUUUCGCAUGAGAUCAGGUUGAAUACUUUUGACCGAAAGCAUUCAAAAUAAAAAGUUUGGUAACGUAACUUACAAGAUGUUCAGAAUCAUCUUGUUCGUGAAGUAAAGUAACAGGUUGUUGAGUCUAUACAGUAGAUGGCAGCUUUAAAGGUACAAAGGUCCAAGUAUCUCAAGGGUACAUUUUACGACCUUAUUUGAGUGAAAUAAAACACAUUAGAAACAUAAGAAACAAAGGACAUUCGCUUGAGUUUAUCACCCAAAUAACAGGCACUUUAGGAAUAACAAUCGUAAAUUUCCCAAACAACGAAGAAGCCAAAACGAUAAAAGAUUUGCGAAGCUGAUAUAUGAAGAUAAACACUUUAUCAGAUCAGUAACAUGUAGUAGAGAAAGCUUCUUCAAGCUUUUUUUAAAAAUGUAAACAGUACAUUUCAGGAUUUUCCCCCCUAAUGUCUGAUCCUUAUAUAGAAAAUGUAUAAUAGCAGAUGAUCUAAAAAGUGCUCCCAAGUUAUUUCAUCAUGGAUUCGCGAUCACAAAAACCGUAGACAUUCGUAAAAACCCUCCAAAGUCUUAACGUGCUCUCACGUUUUCAGAUCCAUUACAAUUCACAUGAAAAGAGACAGCGGUCAAAGUUCGAUCUGGAGCGGGAUUAGCGCACAUUUCUUACAACUUCUUACAAAUUGUUUGAAAUCCAACUCCAUGACUCUGGUUUUAAAUUUAUGAAUGAGAUCAGAUGAAUUAUUUGUAAUGUUUGUUCAAAAUUCAGCCAAACAAAUGAUGUGAAAUGGUCAGAUUGUUCAAUCUGAACGAAAACAGUUUUUCGUUUGUUUUUUUUUCCCUUCAAAUAAAAUAAUUCUGUCUUUAUUUCAACCUGAAGAUUUCAAUCUUGAAUCUCUCCAUUGUUUCCAAAGUUCUUCUACAAUUACAUGAUUUCAUAUAAUUAAAAAAAAAAAAAAGUUUUAGAGAACACUGUAGCACACUAUUUGAUCAGAGUUGUGGUUUAUUUGAUUGAUUUAUUUUUAUUUGGUUUGAUGGAAAAAUGAUCAGGAUUUAUCGUAUGGCUUUAUCAUAUGGCUAAUAAAAUCUACUUUAUAUCUAUUUCCCAAUGCAAUAUCCAGUAAUUGUCAGGUAGACAGGCUACCAUCUGAACCAAAAGCUACGUUCAAGAAAAAGCUUUUAACCAAAUUCACAAAAUCUCAACAACAAAAAAAAUCCAAAUAUAGCCUACUCAUCGAAAAACCAAAGAGACUGCUGAGGAGAACCUUCUGGAAAACACGGCAGAGCUGCAUUCGGUGUAGUGGAGAAUCGAAGAUAACAAACGGCAUGUGUGAUUGAAGCUAUGGAGAACUGAAGCUAUCGAGAAUUUCCUCAUGGGAAAAAAAAAACCCCGAUUCUGUCCGUAUUCAGCUAACGAUUUUUAGAGAGCGCUCAUACUCAUCACAAAGUAUGAGAUAACCCUGGGAUGAGUGCCUUGCUUGAACCAAAGCGAAGUUUUCGACCUCUCCGUACUUCUUCUUCCUGCGUAUACCUCAGCGUCAGUCGGACCUGCGCACGCUGGCCAGGUUUAUUGGUGCUUUGCAAUACAAUCAUGCAAAGAACAACAACUGAUACCAAAGGCUUUAAAUAAAAUUCCUUUCUCCUCAUUCUCUCUCUCUCUCUCUCUCUCUCUCUCUCUUCCCACUCAACGGUUGCAUAGCUUUAAAAAAGAACAAGAGCGGGGUGAAAUAAAUAAAAAAAAUACAUACAUUUUUUUAAAAUAAAGAGCGGCAUGUCUAAAGCGCAGACCGUGCUUUUCCUUUACCAAAAUUUUUCUCAGAUAUACCUCAUAGAUAAUAGUGUUUAGGGUAAUGUUAUUAUAGUGUAUGUAAUAAAUUAUUCACUUGCUCUUCUUUUUUUGGUAACUGUGACUUUACAAGACGAACCGAAAAAAAAAAGCUUUAUACAUUUUGAGUUGUGAUUUUUGUAAUAGUCGAAUAGGUGCGCUUACCAAAAACAACAAAAAAAAAAAAACCUAAUGCUUGUCUUAUCUCUUGUUGAUGUGCGGAUGAUUUAUUUUUCUUCUUCCAUAUUUUGUGGUACAAAGGGUUUUAUCUGCUUUUGUUAUCUGCUCUCAGCUUUGUUUAGUAUUUUUGUUUUGUUUUCUGAGGGUGGGCUUAUAUUCGUAACGUUUGUACGUUCGGAUUAAGAAUUGCUGUUUUGAUUGAGUCCAAAGUUUACAUUUAUUUAAUUUUUUUGCACGUUCAUGCCAAAGACAACUUCCUUCAUCCCUCCUGAAAAAAAAAAAAAAUAGCUUUGACCAGCUAUGAAUUCUGCUCUAAUUCUAAUCCAAGCUUGUUAGUGCCAAUCUGAUGCAUGGCGAACCUUGCUGGUGUGACUAGCAUGGUCUAGCAGCUAGCAUGCUGGUUUAAGCUGUCCACUCCCCAACCCCCCCCCCCCCCCCCCGACUGGUGUUUCAUUUCCUCUACUCGUUUUUAGUCUUAUCUGUUGUGUAGUGAAACACCUAGCAGUCAUUCAAACACUGUAGCCCUGAUUUUAUGCAUGAAUAGAUUUACAGCUAGCUAGCCGUGUAAAGCAUUGGUGUUAAGAAUUUGUUCUUUGCUACAUUUUUAUUUGAUUUAAUUUUUUUGCACGACAGUCUGAUAUAGUUUCGGAACAGUUCUGCUGUGUAUAUACACCGGUCCACUUCAUCUUCCUCGACCAAAGUAUUAUGGACAAUUCAGGACAAAGUUGACACGUAAGAUAAACCAAAGUGUAGAAUAUUUAGGGUAUCUAUAAAAGUAAGAAUGUCAGCUGUACCAAAAAUGUCUCAUUUACUAUCAUUACAAAUCAUCUUUCCUUCUGUUUAAUGCCAAAAUGCCAAUCAUUUUGCAAGCCUCGAAUACGAGAAUACAACCGCAUCACAGGAUGAACUGUACCCGACAAUCUAUUCUAAUAAUCUAAUAACACUUCAUUCUGCUGAGAGAAAAAUGGUACUAUGAAUAUACCCUCAGAGGUCCCACAGUGUACCUUCAGGUCCAGGUAUAUACCUUAAAAUAGUUUUAAAAGUACAUUCCAUUGACUUUCCAACAAGGCAUUCCUCAAGGCUACAGUUUAGGACCGUUUAUUUUCAUUUUUUCCCCUGCAUUUUAUUCUGUAUAUCCUGCAUAAUUCGAAUAAUAUCUUAAACUGUCCAAACAUUGUCCAAAGAUAUAUCCAUUAAACAGAUUAAACAGACUGCGAAGGUUUAUUUAAAUAACACUGUGGUGUGUAAGCUGAUCAAAAUCGAAACAAUAAUCAGUGAAGACAAUAAACGAAGAUUUACCAAAUUAGUAACUUGUAGUAGUGAAAUGUUUUGAAUGGUCCUUAAAUGAAUUUAUGAGUAUGAAAGGGAUUCCAUGCAUUAAAGAAUCAUACGUUUAAAAACCGGGUGAUUGAACGGAUCAAAGAAAUUGGGUUGGAUCGUUGUUCUUCCACAUGACGUCGUGCGAACACAAAAUGAAGGAAAUCAUAAUGAUUUUCGGAUUUCAUCAUAAUUUCAGGAAUCCAACAAUGUUUUUUCCUUUCUUUAUUAUUAUUUGUACAACAAAUACUUCCACAAAGGGAAAUUGUAAUAGAUGAGAUGUAAAAAAACAAAAACUUCAUGAUCAAUGCAACAAAAAAAAAAUGUCCACGGCAGAGGUGCUAACACGGCUAACAAGAAAGUCUUAGCAUGUGUAGAGAAAAGGAGAGAAAAAAAACUAGAUUUUUAUCAACAAAGCCCUAGUAAGUGUCUGCAGACGAGAUGGUUAGGAAACAGCAAGGCAAAAAUCCAGUGUGACUUAAUAAUAAUUAGCGACUCUUCCAUUUUGUUUUAUUGACCAAAGACACCACAGUCUUGUUUUCAAUUGGCUCACAAGACUGAGACCUAGGAAUUUAUAGGCCAUGCCUGCUGAAUUCUACUAAUCCCAGUUGAGUUUGUUUAUGCUGAUUAAUGCUAAUCCGAUGAAUCUGGUGCUAGUGUGGCCUAACAGCUAGCAUGCUGACUUUUUACUCUGACUUGUGUUUAACUUCCACUAGUCAUUUCUAGUCUUAUUGGAUCUGUAGCUAAACAAUCAGCACUGAUAUUAGCAUGCGUAGAUUUACAGCUAGCUAGUCAAACUUCGCCAAGAUAAAGUCAAUAUAAAGUGAACUAAAGCAGUACAAAAAUGCAUCUUUCAUGUCCGGCGUCCUUUCCCGUUCGGUGAAUCGGCUUUAGAUGUUUUUAUUUUGUUUUUGUUUCUUUUUUUAAAUUCAUAAAACAACUUCGUAACAAGACUGCAAAAAUCGUACAUGCAACCGUUAAACCGUAAAUGUUGGCACCUCUGUCGCUGAAAAGAAUAUAAUGUAUUAACGAACACCGUAUUGUAUUAUUAACCAAAGGAAACGAUGUCUCACUACGUGACUACACUACGUGAUCUGAGACUAACGAUUGUAUUUUGCUCGAACUUUAUUUCGGUUGAUUUCUCCUACACCUUGAUCAGUAUUCCUUCCUGGAUUAUUACAUGCAAACGAAUGUGAUGUAACGUGAAGGACAAAACCGACAUUUCAGAUCGUUACGUUUUUCUGUCUACGUGAACGACGCCCACGUCUCUAAACGUCGCCUUUCUUUGAACGUGACGUCACAGAUGUCAUUUUGCUCAAAAUAGAUUCAAUCAAUUCAGUGCCAAUAGAUUGUCAGUGCUAAAUUACACUUCAGUUAAUCGAGCUCACGUUUAUCCAAAACCAAUCCCAGAGCCCUUGAGGCUCUAUAUUUGUAUUACUGGAUUUUUAUUGUUUUUUUCCCUUUGGAUUUGUUACUGAAUUAUAUGAAUUGAUUUUCAAAAUACUUUUCAUUUGAACCCUAUUUUGUUUCAAUUUCAUUUUGUGCCUAUACAACCUUCCAAGAUGUCCAAUUAAAAAAAAUAUGAAUUUCCAAAACUGAAAUGAAACUUUCUGUAUUUUUUUUAUUCAUUUCUUUUUAAUGUUUUGAGUGCAUACUGGGUCUGAUUUCUUUUUAAAAAAAUUUUUUUUUACUUUGUUGGGGAAAAAAGCUCAGUGUAUGAACCUCCUACAAUCUUGUAGGAACUCGUAGGUAUUUGAGUAUUCGAGCCUCCCAUCUUUGCAAUAUUAAUAUCUGUGUUUGAAUAUAAUAGAAAAAAAGGGGGUGGGGGGACAGUUAAUGAAAGAAACCCAUAUGUAUCAGUGUUACACGUUUUGAUGACUGCAUCCAGCAUACACUAGAGCUUUUAAAUAUUGGUAAUGAGUUCUUGAUGUAUUGGGCACUUUAAAACUAUAAAACUAAUGUAGAUCCCAGUCCUCUUCCAGAAUUUGUGUGCUUGUGUACUGUUUAUCUUCACUGUUUGCUGCAUUACGCUCGAACGUUGCUAAGCGCAUUAGUGAUUUGUCUGCAUCAAGCUUCUGACUUCCUUUUUGUUUUUUUUGUUUUUUUAAUUUUUUAUUUUAUUAUUUUAUUUCUUUUCCUUCGGUACCUCUUGUUUUUAUUCUCACUAUCAUCAGAUGGUAGUGCUGUAUAUUCUGCUAUUAAUAUCUAAUAAACAGCUUUGAUUCAUUCACA
Ictalurus punctatus (channel catfish) is the source of this 11923-nucleotide messenger RNA. RefSeq names its product one cut homeobox 2 (gene onecut2). NCBI's taxonomy places the organism in Eukaryota, Metazoa, Chordata, Actinopteri, Siluriformes, Ictaluridae. Gene Ontology annotation, molecular function: RNA polymerase II cis-regulatory region sequence-specific DNA binding; DNA-binding transcription factor activity, RNA polymerase II-specific. The record is from RefSeq and is a predicted model, not a curated record. Bases 467 to 1969 code for a protein of 500 amino acids. The transcript is spliced from 2 exons. Gene Ontology annotation, cellular component: nucleus. Gene Ontology annotation, biological process: regulation of transcription by RNA polymerase II.